Messenger RNA from Trypanosoma conorhini, 693 nucleotides. RefSeq lists its product as uncharacterized. The transcript has a single exon. NCBI's taxonomy places the organism in Eukaryota, Euglenozoa, Kinetoplastea, Trypanosomatida, Trypanosomatidae. Bases 1 to 693 code for a protein of 230 amino acids. The record is from RefSeq and is a predicted model, not a curated record.
AUGGAGGCGCCUGCCAUCACUCCCCUGCUGGAGGACGGCGACGCUGCCUUUGGCAAGGAUGCCCAGCAGUUCCUCACUGUGAUUGCCGACAUGCAGCGUGAGGCGGAGCAGCGGCGCCUUCUUCUUGACGAGCUGCGACAGAAGGAAGCGGCCGCCAAGGCGGAGCUGGAGAAGUGCCUCGCGGCGCGUGAGGCCUUGGUGGCCCGUAUGGCCCACACGAAGGCGGAGGGACUGGAGCUGCAGGUGGAGCACAAUGAACUUGGCUCUCGGCAGCGGGCGGCGGCGGCGGCGGCGUUGGAGCUGCGCCGCCAGAAGGCCCAAUGGGCGCAGCUGCAGCGGCUGCACCAGGCGCCGUCCGCGCCGCCGUCCUCCCCGAUUCGCGGGAGGAGCGACGACGGUGAUGAGGCGCAUGUGCCGGGCAUGCCACAACUUGCCCGUGCCCUUCAUGCGUGGAGCCAACUGUCACACGGCUCCCUCUUUCUUCAGGAAUUGAAGACCAUGCUGACAGAGUUUAUGACAGAGCUGCAGCUGAACACGGGGAGAACCUCCGACGAAGUUGCCCGCACGCUUCACAACGAGGCGUCCACGGAUCAUACGACAGCUGUUUUGGAUUUGGCCAUUAUUUUUCCCCAACUGCCAUCCUUGAGCCCUGUGGAAAAGGCAGUCCUUUCGCUGGUUCCCUUUUCCGACUGA